UAUGUUCUGUUUCUGGAUAUAUGUACAACCUCAUUCUCUUCGUCCUUUCUCCCCAUCAUUCUCUCAUCAAUGGCGAGACUAGCAGCAGCCGCCGGCGAUGGACCCUCCCGGCGAGAUCCACUCCUCCACAAGAAGGGCGCCUACACUCGCUGUCUCUCCCAUGCCGGCGACGAGCUCCACAGCUUCCGAUCAUGCCUCCGCUGGAUGUGCGUCGACCAAUCCGAUCCCUUCCGCGCUUCCAUCUCCUGGUCCAUCUUCAUCAUCUUCGGCGUCAUCGUCCCCAUCGCCUCCCACGCCCUCCUCGCCACCUCCAACACCUCCCGGCGCGCCUACGACGCCGUCGUCCAGUUCUCCCUCUCCUCCAUCUCUGCCAUUUCCUACCUCUGCCUCUCCGCAUUCGUCCGCCGCUACGGUCUCCGUCGAUUCCUCUUCCUUGAUAAACUCGUCGGCGAGAGUGAUCUCGUCCUCCGUGGCUACAUGGCCGAGCUCAAUCGAUCGUUCCGGAUCCUCUCCUUCUUCGUCUUGCCCUGUUUCUUCAUCGAGUCCGCGUACAGGAUCUGGUGGUACGCGUCCGGCCAUGGGCCGGGGCAAUCGAUCCCGUUUCUUGGGGAUCGGAUCGCCACCGAUGUGUUUUGCUGUUUGAUGGAGCUUGGGUCUUGGAUUUACAGGAUUGCGAUCUUCUUUUUGCUGUGUGUUUUGUUUAGAUUGGGAUGCCAUUUGCAGAUCCUCAGAUUGCAGGAUUUCUCCAACGGAUUUCGGGAGGAAUUGGAUGUUGCUUUGGUUUUGAAAGAGCAUUUGAGGAUUAGGAAGCAGCUCACUGUUAUCAGCCAUCGCUAUCGAGCGUUCAUUGUCUCUGUGCUUUUCCUCGUCACAAUUAGCAACUUCACAUCGUUGCUUCUCACCACUCGCCCUCAUGCCAAUGUUACCUUUUCAAACGCUGGAGAACUCGCUUUAUGCUCAAUCGCUUUGGUGACUGGACUCUCCAUAUGUCUACGUUGCGCGGCAAAGAUCACACAUAAAGCACAAGGAAUCACAUGCACAGCUUCUGCAUGGCAUGUAUUUGCUACUGUUGAUUCUUUUGAUGUAGAUCCAGAAACACCUCCACUGACAACCUCUCAUCCAAAUAAUCCACUGGUUAAUGGCAAUGGUGAUGCUAUUGAUGAAUCAGAAGAAGAUACUGAAGAUGACGAUGAGUUAGAUGAGAUAAAUGAGGCUAAGUUGCAACCUCAUCAAAUGCACACUAUUUCCUUCCAAAAGAGACAAGCGUUGGUGACAUACUUAGAGAACAACAGGGCUGGGAUUACUGUUUUUGGUUUCGUUGUGGAUAGGGCAUGGCUACACACCAUCUUUAUGAUUGAAUUAUCUCUUGUCUUAUGGCUGUUGGGCAAAACCGUUGGGAUCUCUUAAGAGGCAUGAGUUUUAAUUAAUAGAUGUUUAAAUUCUUUUAAGAUAUAAAAUCAUGAAGCUAAUUUAUGUAAUAGUAAUAUUUAUUUUCAAUACCUUGGGCAAUCAGACAAGGAUGCACAGCAGAGCCAGAGUCCUUCUUCGUUAUAUAUAGUAUCAUCUUCACCACUUUACAUGUGUAUUUUGUCUGGCUCUUUGCAGUUGUGAAGUUUUGUAUUUGUAUAUUGGAGCUUUGUGGUCUAUGUGUCAAUGAAUUCAUUAUUGAUUCAUCUUUGUAUUAUUUUUGGCUUAA
This is a messenger RNA of Dioscorea cayenensis subsp. rotundata (Guinea yam), 1696 nucleotides long. RefSeq lists its product as uncharacterized. Bases 70 to 1407 code for a protein of 445 amino acids. The record is from RefSeq and is a predicted model, not a curated record. NCBI's taxonomy places the organism in Eukaryota, Viridiplantae, Streptophyta, Magnoliopsida, Dioscoreales, Dioscoreaceae. The transcript has 3 exons.